Molecule: messenger RNA, 555 nt
Organism: Chaetura pelagica (chimney swift)
Lineage: Eukaryota; Metazoa; Chordata; Aves; Apodiformes; Apodidae
Gene: FAM167B
Product: family with sequence similarity 167, member B
Exons: 2
Source: RefSeq, a predicted model, not a curated record
AUGUCCUUUGGCCAGCUGAAGUUCAAGGAGCUGGGUGAGGAGGAGCCCACCUGGGAGGAGGAGAGCCUGGCCAGCGUCAAGGCUCUGACGGCCAAGCUGAAGCUGCAGACACGGACACCUUCCUACCUGGAGUGGGAAGCCCGGGUGCGGGGGCAGCCCUGGUGCAGCCGAACCCCCGGGGGGCCACAGGGGGUACAGCAGGGUCCUGGGCACCCCGAGGACAAGUGGGAUGGUGGUAUCUGCGGCUUUGCCACCAUGGAGGAGGCUCUGGAGUGGCUCAGGACGGAGCUGCGGGAGAUGCAGGCUGUGGACCAGCGCCUGGCGCAGCAGCUGAUGUGCCUGCGGGCGCAGCUGCACCGGCUGAAGGUGUAGCAGCCUUGUCACCAGCACAAGGAGAUGCUGGACGACGCUACCUUCGGCCUCGAGGGAUGUGAGGAAGACUCCGACCUGCUCUGCAACAUCCCGCCCAAGGCUGCCUUCCUGCUCUCCACCCCGCUCAAGCACAUCGGAGUCACCCGCAUGAACAUCAACUCCCGGCGGUUUUCCCUCUGCUGA